AUGUUUCUUAAUUAUGGAACUAUUCCCGGGAGUUGUCCCGUGGUUGGUAACUACGAAGAAGCAGUUUGGAACAUGCAGUGCCCUAUGUCAGGUCAAUGGUCAGUCCCAUUAGUGAAUAAAUGUGAUUAUAACGCAUACGAUGGGGCGUAUGGCUCAACAGUGCAGUGCUUCGGAACUGGGCAACAUGUACCGCAGGAGUUCAGUGAUGAUAGAGUGAUGUACACUCAGCCCGCCUUCCAAGCUCCAUUGCCAUGCCACCAGAAUGUAGACUGGGACUAUAACAACGCCUGUUUCAAUGUAGAUGGCCAACCAUGUCAAUACACAAACGUGGUAGAUUUAGAAGAUUUCAUGUAA
Danaus chrysippus (African queen) is the source of this 354-nucleotide messenger RNA. NCBI's taxonomy places the organism in Eukaryota, Metazoa, Arthropoda, Insecta, Lepidoptera, Nymphalidae. The record is from the annotation of a GenBank genome assembly.